This is a messenger RNA of Paramecium sonneborni, 1524 nucleotides long. NCBI's taxonomy places the organism in Eukaryota, Ciliophora, Oligohymenophorea, Peniculida, Parameciidae. The record is from the annotation of a GenBank genome assembly.
UAAAAAUGCUAAUAUCUGGAAUGCAAUUGAGGCAUUCGCUAACACCUCGCUAUUUUGCAGGUGUGUUUAAUAAGCGUAAGCCCACUAAGAAAGAUCUUGAUCAUUAUGAUGUUGUAAUUAUUGGGUGCAAUUUAGGAGGUGUUUUGAGCAGACAGCUUGAUAAGGUAUUAGGAUAUUUAGAUGAUAUAUUAGGUUUCACAUGGAAAAUACAAGACUAUGGUUGUGUUGGAUUAGAAUAUCAAUUAAAUAACACCAAUUAGAUAGAUUUAUGAAUAAUAGAAGACAGCAAAAACAGAUUUCUUAUUAAAUGCCAAAUUGUCACUCAAUAUGUUCACAGCUCAUUCAGAUUAAGUGGGAUGCCAAACAAUAUUACCUGAAGAGAAUGCUAUAAUUUUAAGGAACGGUAGAAGAAUUGGUUAUGGUCAAUUAGUUGUAGCUAUGGGUAUUAUAUAUAUAUGUUAACAUUUUGUUAGGUUAAUAAGUUAAUUAUGAUUCAAUUAAAGGAUUUGAAGAUGCUUGGUAAGAUUUUGAUUCACCAGUAUUUACAAAUCUUGAUCAUCCAAGUUGGCGUUCAUCUAAUCAUAAAUAUACAAGAUGGCAUUAUAAUUUCAAUCAUGGUGAAGCAUAUUUCUGCAUUCCUUAAUUCCCAUUUAGUGGAGAAGUAGAGUCGUAUAAUUUCUUAUUGAGUUAACGCAUUUGGGAAUGGUAAACAGCAAAUGGUCGUUAAUCACCAAUUAAAAGACUCACAAUUAUUUAACCAAAUGAGAGAUUUGUUUAAUACAAUGAUUCAGGUGAUUAAUUCUUCAAAGAAGAGAUUAAACGUAGAAACAUUAAUGUUGAAUAUGGUUUGAAAUUGGUCGAGGUUAAUAAAUAGUAAAACACAGCAACUUUUGAAGAUGUUAAAACUGGUAGCAGAUAAACAAGACCAUUUAAUCAUUUAUAUGCAGUAGCUCCAACUAAACCUCAUGAUUAAUUAGUGAAGGCUGGCCUUACUACUUAAAAGGGAUUAUUAGAUGUUAAUAUCAAAACAUUAUAACACAAUAAAUAUAAGAAUAUAUUUGGUCUUGGUGAUGUGAAUGAUGUUCCUACAACUAAUUGUUUCUGGGCAGGAUUCCAUUAACUUCAUGUUGUUAGAAAUAAUAUAGAAAGAAAUAUUGCAGGUAAAUCAUUAAAUGCAGAAUAUGAUGGUUACAGUAAAGUACCAAUUUUGUUAGGAUAAAAUACAUUAACAUUCUUGUGCCACAAAUAUAAUAAUGAGAAUGCAUGGCAUAAUCUUUAUUUCUCAAAUGGAGGCUUUUUGGCAGCUUUAAGGUAAAAUACUAAUUCAUAAAUUACCUAGAUAUUAUAAUUGGUGCAAGAACUUUAAGAAAGCAUUCAUAGACAUUUAUUUGGAAAAGAAUUGGGGACCUCCUUAUUACAAAAUUAAGAAGAGCUUCAAAUUGCCAGAAGGUGAAAGUAAUGAUCAUGGAUUUUUAGCUAAGUUUUUACCUGGCAAGAAAGAAGCACAUUGAAAUACAUACAAAU